AUGCCGUCGGAGGAGUUUGUGCGUGGGAUGAUGUAUUUAUCCCUGACUGUGGUGGGCAUCCCUGGCAACACCGCCAUCGUCGUGGCCUUCCUCUCUGUCUUGCACAGGGACAAGCGCCUCCUCGCCGCUGAUGCCAUUGUGCUGCACUUGGCUUGCGUCAACCUGGUGGUUGUGGCCGUGCGUUGCCUGCUGGAGACGCUGGCGUCCCUCCGCCUGGCCGACAUCUUCAGCGAGGCCGCCUGCAAGGGUGUCAUCUUUGUCUACCGGACGUCCCGCUCGCUCUCCAUCUGGCUCACCUUCGUCCUCAGCACCUACCAGUGCCUGAGCAUCGCCCCUCCAGGGUCACGCUGGGCAUCCUUCCGAUCUUUGCUGGGCCGCUACUUGUGGGUGGUGUUCCUGGCCCUCUGGCUGAUCAACAUGUGCAUGACCUCGGCCGCCGUUCUCUUCUCCCUCAGCGCCAAGAACGUGUCGCUGUCCGCCAACCACGGCAUCAAUGUGCAGUUCUGCUACGUCAACUUCCCCUCCAAGCUCUCCAAAGAGGCCAACGGGGCAGCGCAGGUGGGCAGAGACGUGGUGCCCAUGAUGCUCAUGACGCUCGCCAGCCUCAUCAUCCUGCACUUCCUUUACAAGCACAGCCAGCAGCUCAAGGGCCUUCGCGGCGCAGGCGGAGGAAGAGGCGGUGGCGGCAGCUCGGAGCGGCGGGCGGCCAAAGCCGUGGUGGCCCUGGUGACUUUGUACGUGGUCCUCUACGGCGUGGACAACGGAAUCUGGGUGUACACCCUCACAGUGAGAAAAACCAUGAGCAAGUCGCUUUUUUCCGACCUGCGUAUAUUCUUCUCUUCGCUGUAUUGCGCGCUGAGCCCGGUCGUCAUCAUCGCGUCCAACAGGAAGGUGAACGGCCGACUUCGGUGCGCCGUGCAGUCCAAUUUCAUCAAGGAGGGAGCGACCACUCUUUCCACUCUCUAGUGACCAGAAUUUUGUACAAACUUAAAACUAAUAUAGCCGUGGAAGUUCAAUUAUAACGUUGCAUAAAUCAAAUCAAGAAGGACUACCUAGGUCACUUCUCGAAAGUAAACCUAGCAUAGGACACAGACGUCAUAACACCAUCAAAGCUCACCUUUAAACAUUCACACCCAGCCCGAACAAGGAUGAGGCGAAAGGUAAAAAUAUAUCUAUUUCUGGCAGUAUGGGGGCGGGGGGAACUUACGUGCAGUUUUACUUUUGCAUCUAAAUGCCCAUAACUGGGCCCUCAAUUAAAGUUAGAAACAGACUUUUCUAGUUUCAAAGACAGGGGUGGACUUAACUCUUAUAGGAGAUGCACUAAUAAUUAUGUAAUUAUAAUUAAAAUGUUAAUCUAUUUGUGGCAGCA
Messenger RNA from Entelurus aequoreus (snake pipefish), 1369 nucleotides. Its product is annotated as olfactory receptor class A-like protein 1. The transcript has a single exon. Lineage: Eukaryota; Metazoa; Chordata; Actinopteri; Syngnathiformes; Syngnathidae. Gene Ontology annotation, cellular component: membrane. The record is from RefSeq and is a predicted model, not a curated record. The coding region runs from base 1 to 966 and encodes 321 amino acids. Gene Ontology annotation, biological process: G protein-coupled receptor signaling pathway. Gene Ontology annotation, molecular function: pheromone receptor activity.